Molecule: messenger RNA, 2238 nt
Organism: Glarea lozoyensis ATCC 20868
Lineage: Eukaryota; Fungi; Ascomycota; Leotiomycetes; Helotiales; Helotiaceae
Exons: 1
Coding region: 1-2238 (745 amino acids)
Source: RefSeq, a predicted model, not a curated record
AUGGCCUCGGUCGUCCCUCUAAGGCUUCUCAGCUACAACAAUGGCCACUUCGAGGUUAAAGAUACGCGCCACAUCGGCUACGGGGUGGAUUACAGUAUCAUCACCUAUACAUGGGGGGCUCCAACAACACCAUACGAUUGUAAAAUAGACGGUGUCACUUGGGAAUUAACAAUAUCACCACAAAAGCUAGACGAUAUUAAGCGCCUGAUGAUCGAGGAUAACAUACAGCUACUGUGGGUUGACUGCGUUUGCAUCAACCAGACUGAUAGCCGAGAGAAGCUUAUUGAGCUUCCUAAGAUGUACGAUUACUACAAGUGCGCUUACAAGUGCUAUGUUCUGAUGGACAUGAUCGAAGUUUGGGAUCCACAGACCAUCGUCGACAACUUGCAAUUUGUCAACCAUGUAUUGACUCAUAUGGGUGGAGCAGCACUUGCCUCGGAAGCUAUGUUGCCUCCUAGCUUAGUACAACGUUUGGACAUGUGGGCAAAAGCUGAUUGGAAUUUUGGAAUGUCAAGCUCGACUGUAAGAGCCGCGGCAAUCGACUUGGGUGUGAUAAAUUGCUACUCGACUUGCAUCAAUCGAAUCAGAUCAUUAUUCAGCAAUGACUAUUUUUCUAGAGUAUGGACGUUUCAAGAAAUACUUCUUGGAAAGAAUAUCACGAUGUACGGGAUAAAUGGCAAAAAUAUUUCUUGUAUCGGAGAACUCGGUACCUGGAUGGACUUGGCGACAGACGCCAGGGACAAAGCGGUCAAAUUACUAGCGUGGAUUGUUGCUUCCAGAGUUCAUAGGACUGCAUCAAUCAACGCAGUACUAGGAGAGAUUGAGGAUGACUACAUCAUUCUCGACGCAUUGCAAAAGCAGGUCACAGGAAUCAGCAGCGCGAGGAUGGAUAUCAUCAAUGGCGGCCCUUACUGGUGGUACGAAAACCACAAGGGUAUAAGUAACAUCUUCUCAGCUAUUUCCUUGAGACCGCGAAAGUGCAAGGAAAGGAAAGACCUAUUUAUUGGACUUCUAGGCAUCUUCAACGGUUUAUUCACCCAAGCAGAGAUAGAUUCAGAGAUGAAUAGUGAUAACAUUGAGAAAAGCUCUUUUGCCUUUUUCAAGCAACUUUCCACCAAAACGGGCCAUGCGUGGACCACACUUGCAAUCAGUAGCAAGGAGCGAGGGGAGUGUGACUGGAUACCCUCUGUUUCGAAUUCCAGUCAAACCAUGACUACCGACUGUUUUGCGGGGGUGGUCAAUCUGGGACGCCUCAAGCCAAAGGGAAUUGCAAAGUCAUUGGCAUGCACUGGCAUUCUUGGGAAUCCGCAAAAGUAUAUGAGGAUAUCUAUCAACCAGGGGGGGCCAGGAUUCUAUUUUACCUAUCGAGGAUGCAACGCAGGAAAGAAGAUGAAAACAGGUCUUUUCAAAAGCGAAGCGAUACCUACCCAGGACCAUCCAAUAAAUGUAGCGGGCGAUGAGACAGGAAGAAUCCUAGUACAAUGCGCAACCAUCCUAGGCAGUAUAAUGGACCCUCACAACAACAUAAUCGACUACCGACGCCGAUUUCUCUCAAACCUCCAACCCCACUGGCGUGUCACCGACCCCAACGCCAAACCCUCCGGCUGGAAAGACCGCUGCGUAAGCGGCACCUCUUGGGAGAAUCCCCAUCCCUGGGCCCUCCGUGUCCACAACUGGUCGAUGAACUACCGCUUCGCAUCCAUCUACGACUGCGGAUCACGUUUGCAUAACGAGAGCACCGAGAACAUGUCCUGCGAAGUCCGCGUCGCCUGCGGCUGCACCAUCGUCGCACCUUUCUCCCUCAUCUUCGAGGCUAUCACCUCCGUCCAUGGCAGCUCACUCGGCGGCUCGUCUGCUGAAAUCAUUGAGGGUCGCAUCAUCUCUAAAGAUGGCCUCGGGCUGGUUCAAGUCGGUGAUAUCGGUCGCUCGUUCAGUCUCGUGGCGUUUGGCGGUGACCCUUACUCCCACACUUCCUACGCGAGCGCCUGUCGCGGCACGAAACAGGAUCGUAUUGUGGAGCCGAAGAUGCCUUGGCCAAGGGGGAGAGCGUUGGUCAGGGAUGAGUUUACGCAUGGUAUGACGGAUUCGUUGAGGGAUUAUGGGUAUGUGCAAACGGGGGGGUCGGGGAAUCUCUUGGUGUGUAGGAAUAAUCCGGUGGGUCAGUAUAAGAUUAUUGGGGUUUGUAUUGAUGAGUUUAUUGACAAUAAGAAGGGGCAGAAUUGGGUUAAUAUUAGAUAG